AUGGCACAUCUUCUGGUGGACAGUACAUCAAGGGACCUGCCGGGUAGAGACAUAGAUUCAAUACCUCUGAUGGUGCCAGCUUCAAAAGGUAAGAAUGUAAAAACUCAGCCACCCUUGAACAGGAUGAGCAGGGAAGAAUUGGAGGACAGUUUUCUUCGACUUCGUGAAGAGCACAUGUCAGUGAAGGCGUUUUCUUGGAAGUUACAGGAUGAGAUCAAAAGGAUGAGGACUGCCUUGCUCCGAGCGACAGCUGCAGGCAGUGACCUGCAGACUCCGGCAGCGCCUGCGCAGCUCCCAGAGCCGGCCAGGUUGCGGCGGAACACGGGGUGGCGGCAGCGUUCCCGGAUGAACCAGCGCCCCGCGGCGCACCGGCUGCCGCGGCAGGUCCAGGGCGUCAGCCCGUCUGCUCCAGGCUUCGCCCAGCCUCGCGUCCACGUGGGACGCAGACAGCUCCACACGGCGGGUGCGCGGGUGCCGGAGAAACCCAAGAGGGAGCCAAGUGAAAGACUGAGCUACACAGCCCCUCCCACAUUUGAGGAGCACGUGACAAGUGAAAAAAAGAGAGCUGAAAUAUCCAGUGAACCCAGCCAACUUGUUCCUAAUUCUAACAGUACAAUUUAUUUCAACAAGGCUAUAAUGAUGACUAAACUCAUUAGCCUAUGCAUACCUAGCAGUGCCCACAUUGUCACCAACAAUACUAUGCAAGUGGAAGAACCACCCAAGUCUCCUGAGAAAAUGUGGUCCAAAGAUGAAGAUUUUGACCAGAGAAUCUCAUUGGAGUGUUCUCAGAAGGCCACAGAGCUUCGAGCUUCCAUUAGGGAGAAUGUAGAGCUGAUUCGACUUAAGAAGCUCUUGUAUGAAAGGAAUGCCUCAUUGGUAGUGACAAAAGCACAGCUAACCGAAGUUCAAGAGGCAUAUGAAACCCUGCUUCAGAAGAAUCAGGGAAUCCUGGAUGUAGCCCAUGAUGCCCUCCUCAGCCAAGUGAAUGAGCUCAGGGCAGAGCUGAAGGAGGAGAGCAAGAAGGCUGUGAGCUUGAAAAGUCAACUGGAAGAUGUAUCCAUCCUGCAGAUAACUCUAAAGGAGUUUCAGCAGAGAGUUGAAGAUUUGGAAAAAGAACGAAAAUUACUGAAUGACAAUUAUGACAAACUCUUAGAAAGCAUGCUGGACAGCAGUAGUCAGCCUCAAUGGGGCAAUGAGCUCAUAGCAGAACAGCUACAGCAGAAUGUCUCUCAGUUGCAGGAUCAGCUGGAUGCUGAACUAGAGGAGAAGAGUAACAUCUUACUUGAAUUGACCAGACAAGAAGCUGAAAACAAUGAUCUGAAACUAGAAGUUACCAACAUAUGUCUGAAGCAUGAACAGGAAGCAGAGAUCCUCGAAAAGGAAAUCAUUUCCCAACCUCCUGACAGGCCAUCAGAACCAGUCAUUCACCCAGCUCUAGUCCAAGAGACCACUCAGAUAGAGCCCUGUGAACCAAGAAACCAAGAAGAAAAUAAACUGUCCCAUAUACUAAAUGAGUUGCAAGCAUCACAUGCAGAGACCACUCUGGAACUAGAAAAGACAAGAGACAUGCUUAUUCUGCAGCGCAAAAUCAACGUGUGUUAUCAGGAGGAACUGGAGGCAAUGAUGACAAAAGCUGAUAAUGAAAAGAGAGAUCACCAAGAGAAAGUAGAAAGAUUGAAUCAACUCCUGGACUUCAAGAACAAUCGAAUCAGGCAGCUGGAAGGUAUUUUAAGAAGCCAUGGCCUUCCAACCUCUGAACAGCUCAAAGAUGUGGCUUAUGGCACCCGACAGUUGUGUCUAGAAACACUGCCAGCCCAUGGAGAUGAAGAUAAAGUGGACAUUUCUCUGCUGCACCAGAGUGAGAAUCUUUUUGAACUGCACCUCCACCAGGCCUUCCUGACAUCUGCUGCCCUGGCUCAGGCUGGAGACAACCAACCUACCACAUUUUGCACUUAUUUCUUCUAUGAUUUUGAAACCCACUGUACCCCACUUGCUGUGGGGCCACAACCCCUCUAUGACUUCACCUCCCAGUAUGUAGUAGAGACAGAUUCCCUUUUCUUGCACUACCUUCAAGGGGCUUCAGCCCGGAUUGAUCUCCACCAAGCUAUGGCCUGUGAGCACCAUACCCUUGCAACGGGAUGGAUUUGCUUUAACAGGGUGCUGGAGACUGUGGAGAAAGUUCAUGGCUCUGCCAUUCUUACUGGAGCUGGUGGAGAAGACUUCGGGGUGCUAGAGUAUUGGAUGAGGUUGCAUUUCCCCAUAAGACCCAGCCUACAGGCAUGGAGAAAGCGAAAGAAAGUCCAAGCCUAUCUGUCAGCCAAUGUGCUUGGAGCCUGGGAGGCCCUGGAAGAUGAGUCCAGAGCAGAGGUUUGGAAGCAUCAGAAUGAGCUGCGGGUGGAAAUCAUCAGGUGCUGUGGCCUCCAGAGUCGAUGGCUGGGGACCCAACCCAGUCCAUAUGCCAUGUACCGCUUCUUCACCUUUUCUGACCAUGACACUGCCAUCAUACCAUUCAGUAACAAUCCCUACUUCAGGGACCAGUUUCAAUUCCCAGUGCUUGUGACUUCUGAACUGGAUCAAUAUCUGAGGCGGGAGGCCCUGCUGGUGUACGUUUUUGAUGAUGAAGACUCAGAGCCUGGCUCAUACCUUGGUCGAGUCCAAGUGCCCUUGCUGCCUCUUGCUCAAAACAAAGAAAUUAAAGGUGAUUUUAACCUCACUGACUCUGCGGAGAAACCCAAUGGAUCUAUUCAGGUGAAAUUGGAUUGGAAGUCUCCCUACUUGUCCCCCAAGAGCUUCCUGAAACCAGAAGCUCAAACAGAGGAGGAUGAUACCACUAACAGAUUAGAGACCUCAUCUGAGGAUGAAAAUGCUUCCUUUCCUCCCCAGCACCAGAUGGCAUCUAUUGAGAUUCCCAUUGAAGCUGGUGACUGUCAAACACAGAGAAAAUCUUCUCAGGUGGGAGAAAGAAAGGAAAAGGAACAUCAGGUUGAGAGCUACUCAAGAAGAAAGCAUGGAAAAAGAACAGGUGCCCAAGGAAAGAAUAGAAUGGAGUAUCUCAGUCGUAACAUCUUAAAUGGACAUACCCUACAGCAGGUGAAUUACACUGAGUGGAAAUUCUCAGGGCUUAAAGUCUCCAGAGAUGAUUGUUUAAAAAAACAGGAAAAGGAAGUGGAUAUGAUAUCAUCCAGUUCAGAACUGAAACAGAAGGAACCUCUACAUCCUAUAAAUGGUAAAGAAUUCUGUGAACAAACAUCUGAAGCCAGUGAAGCUCCAACUACAGAUAGUGAUGACAUCAUAGUGACACCAUUAUCUCAGAAAUGUCCUAAGGCAGGUUCAGAGAAGAUGUGCAUUGAAAUUGUCUCCCUGGCCUUCUAUCCAGAGGCUGAAGUGAUGUCUGAUGAGAACAUAAAACAGGUAUAUGUGGAGUACAGAUUCCAUGACCUACCCUUGUCAGAGACUGAGACUCCAGUAUCCCUGAGGAAACCAAGGGCAGGAGAAGAGAUCCACUUCCACUUUAGCAAAGUGAUAGACCUGGACCCACUGGAGCAAAAAGGUCGAAGGCAGUAUCUGUUCUCCAUGCUGAAUGAGCAAGAUCGUGAGCAAGGACAUUUAAAGUUUACAGUGGUAAGUGAUCCUAUGGAUGAAGAAAAGAUAGAAUGUCAAGACAUAGGAUAUGCAUAUCUUGGACUUUCGCAGGUCCUGGAAUCAGGAAGAGACAUUCUAGAGCAAGAGCUAGACAUUGUUAGUCCUGAAGACCAGGUCACCCCAAUAGGAAGGCUGAAGGUUUCCCUUCAAGCUGCUGCUGCCCUCCAUGCUAUUUACAAGGAGAUGACUGAAGAUCUGUUUUUGUGAUGUAACAAGUGUUAUUCCAUUCUAAAAUCUGAGGGAACCAUAGUAAAAAGUCUCUUAUAAAGUAACUUACUAUACCAUGAAUUUGAUCUGCUGUGAUGUCUAAUCUUUCUCUCAACCUAACUGUGAUACUAGUUUGAUAAAAGCAUUUUCCUCUCUCUAAGGCUCUAAUGCUUAA
Choloepus didactylus (southern two-toed sloth) is the source of this 4024-nucleotide messenger RNA. RefSeq names its product RPGR interacting protein 1 (gene RPGRIP1). The record is from RefSeq and is a predicted model, not a curated record. The transcript has 24 exons. NCBI's taxonomy places the organism in Eukaryota, Metazoa, Chordata, Mammalia, Pilosa, Megalonychidae. Gene Ontology annotation, molecular function: thromboxane A2 receptor binding. Gene Ontology annotation, cellular component: photoreceptor connecting cilium. Gene Ontology annotation, biological process: non-motile cilium assembly; retinal rod cell development. The coding region runs from base 1 to 3849 and encodes 1282 amino acids.